Molecule: messenger RNA, 1569 nt
Organism: Gopherus flavomarginatus (Mexican gopher tortoise)
Lineage: Eukaryota; Metazoa; Chordata; Testudines; Testudinidae
Gene: MIS18A
Product: MIS18 kinetochore protein A
Exons: 5
Coding region: 13-588 (191 amino acids)
Biological process (GO): CENP-A containing chromatin assembly; chromosome segregation
Cellular component (GO): nucleus; chromatin; chromosome, centromeric region
Source: RefSeq, a predicted model, not a curated record
UUGAAGGCGGGGAUGGCGGGCGCGCAGUACGUGCCGCCGGGCGCGGGGCUGGACGCGUCGCUGUCGCUGCUGGAGGCGGAGAGCAGCCCCGGGGCGGCGGCGGCGGGCCCGGAGGAGCAGGAGGAGCUGCCCAUGGUGUUCCUGUGCGCCGGCUGCAAGCGGCCUGUGGGGGACACGCUGGGCUGGGUGGCCAACGACGAGGAGACCGGCUGCGUCCUGCUGCGCAGCGCCUCCCCCAACGUGUCGGUGGAGAAGGAGCAGAAACUCUCCAGCCGGCCCGGCGAGUGCGGAUGCAUGAUUGAAACUUUAUUCUGCUCUGGCUGUUCAAUGACCCUUGGGAACAUCUACAGAUGCACCCCAAAACAUCUUGACUAUAAGCGAGACUUAUUUUGCUUCACUGUUGACUCUAUUGAAAGUUACAUCCUAGGAUCCUCAGAAAAACAAGCUGUAACUGAUGAUGAACCUUUAACUCUUGAAAGUCGAGCUGGCUUAGAAGAGGCAAUAGAAAGGGCAGAAACCAUACUGAAAGCACUAGAGGCAAGAUUGUCUGUAGUUGAAUCAAGUUUUGCAUCACGUCAUAAUAACUGAAAGAAACUUCAUGUAUGUAGCUGAUUACUGGGAACACUUCAUGGAAAGCUUGCUUUCAUAAUCUCCAGAAUCUGUUGGAUUGCUGCAGAAGCCUUCCAGUGAAUAGCACAAAAGCUUCAUCAGUCUUUCUAAUGGAAUAAAACACUGACUUGUGGGAUGAUGUACGUAAAAUUAAAAUAUUCCCUUCUGCUGACAUCCAUGCUACUAAUAUAUUUGGUAUAUAUGUUUUUCUGUCUCCCUGCCCAGGCUCUGGGCAACUUCUACUUAAAAGGGUAGUUAAAUAGGUUCUGAAGCUGACUAGUGCUGUUUGGAUUUCAGCAGGCAUGACUAGUAUCAUGGUAUAACUUGGGUAGCCCUUUUGCCAGUAUCUGAGAGAGUCAUCCAAAAUUAUCUGCUGAACUGACAUCUAUUCAAUUUCCUAAAACUAAAGUAACAAGCUAACCCUGAACUUUCUUGGAGAAAUGAUGAUUGAAUUGUUCAUCAUUUUAUUUUUACAGCCUUUCCUUGACUUGUGCUGCUAGGCAUUGAGCAGUAGGAUUUAAAUGUAGCAGGUUCUGCAUUCUAGCCUUGGAUCAGCCAGAAUUUAUUAACUUUUUCUUUACUGGAGACUUAAAAAAAAAAAAAAACACAACAGACUUUGCAUAGAACAUCUUGGGGGAAAAAAUGCAGUUAUUGUGAAGCUUAAAAAAAUAUUGUGAAUAGCCCUUCAACCUUGUUUGAGAUGAAGAACAAGUUAAAAAUGUAUGCUUAAAUAUAAGCUAAACUUAAUACAUUUAGUUAAGUGCUCUAGUCUGAGUGUUACCUGGUUCUGAUAUCGUUUUUGUAAUUGUUUGAUUUUUAUUUAAAGGCUUGUGUUCUAAUAUAUUACAAAACUUAGAAUUAGUUUAUAAAUUUGUUUAUGAAACCAAGAUACUUGGGCAAUCAAUGUGAAAUGUUUAAAGUCUUGUAAAUACAUUUCUAAUAAAACUAAAAAAGAAAUUA